AUGCUUCGCCUAGACAACACAGCCAGAUCCGCCAGCACAAGGGACUUCCUUCUGGACGGUGCAGCAUUGCGCGAAGUCGAAGCCCAAAAAGACCUCUGUGUGCUGACGACGAGUUCCCUAAAACCAUCCGCUCAUUGUUCGUGAGUGGCAAAUGCGCAAUGUCUGUGCUGCACGUCACUAAGCGUACGUUUGUGGACUUCGACGAAAACGCUUUCUCUAAGGCUUUUGGAACAUUCGUUCGGCCGCACUUGGAGUACGGUAUUUAGGCCUGGAGAUCGUGGGCGGCUGAGGAUCAAAACUUCCUCAAAGGAGUUCAGAGGAGAGCCACGAGGAUGGUUAGGGGCAAAGCUCCCUUGCUUAUGCAAACCGCCCAAUAAAUCUGAACCUCUUCCCUUCGAGUUACAAGCAACUUUGCGGGGAUCUCUUGCAAGCAUUCCGCGUUUUAAAUGGGUUAGUCUACAGCCUGGCCUGGGCUCAUUCAGCAGGCAAGCCUGGAUGUGCCAUUGUCCUCCUUCUCUGUCCGAGUGGUCACAUCGUGCAGUGUCCUCUCUGCAGAUGCUGUGGUGUUAGAAAAUUUUAAAAAGAACUUUGACAUAUUUGUGUUCCGAAACGACCAAGAGCUAUGAGGGGUCGAGCUCAUUCCCUGAGCUUUCUUCCCAUAUUGUCUUGCCAUUAUGGGCUCGUUUAUGUUAUUUUAGCACAGGAAAUUUUUUUUAAACCGCACCCAGUUUUACGUUGCAAAUGGGGCACUCAAAGACCCACGCUUCUUUUUCUUAAAAAAACUGAAUUGAACUGGCACAACAACGACGAUUAGGUGAUCUACAACCUGUUAGCCGACGGGAAUAAGCUGCACAAAGCUUGCACCAAUCGAGGAGCCACGCAACUAAAGCGGCCUUCUUCCGUUCCCGAUUCCUGUUACGACGGAGUUUGCAGACGAUGAAUCUCAAGGUCCGUGACAUACCGCCUAUACAGAUCAUAAUAAACUGAAGAAUUUCUCCUCGUUAACCAAAUCGGUCUACGGCCCAGCGCAAGAGAACCCAGGACACUGAUCGGUGCCGAGGGAACACCAUUUCUCACGAAGGCAUUUCAAAUUCUAAAAUGCUAGUAUGAGCAUUUCAGAGGUGCAAUCACUCACUCAUCCCUAAUCCCCGAUGACGCCACCAGCAGACUUCUAUGUGAAAACAGCGACAUGGACCUCCCCUCUUCUUAUUCAAUACACCAAGUCUCCGGCGACAAAGAACUAAGUUCCGAUGCAGUCCCGCCCGAAGAAAGCAGAUAUGGCGGCAUCCGACUGAUGACAAAUAUUACAACGUUGUUUCAGAAUAUGCUGCGAAAAGGGUACGUCCUCCAGGCAUUAAGGAGGACACCAACGUGCAUAUUUACAAGAGCAAGGACAACCACUAGACCUGUGCUGCCCAAAUAUUCAUCAGUCUACUUAACAGCCACCUGGAACCAAGACUUCUCCCGGAAAGCCGGACGAGUUGUUUUAGUUCUGUAAACCACUGCGUCCGAUCUCGGCAUCAGCUGGUUGACCGAAUCGGACAAUUGUGAGAUGCCCAGGAGAGAUAAGUUUGAGGCUGACACUGGAAACUUCACCUCCACGGCACUUGAACGCAUUUCUCACUACAAUAAAUCUGACUCGUCGAUUCUACCAGGUCACGGAAAGAGUCGUGGUCUGGAAUGGUGCUAAUUGAUGGCACGACUCAGACUUCGCUGUCAACCUUGUGUGUGUUUGUGUGGGGUGACUGAAGUGUGGAUUGAGAGUUAGACUCAGUGGCCAGUCCCCAUUGGCCCUCCCAUUCCUUAGGGAUCCGAGCCAGCUCCAAGUUUUUUUCUGUCAAAAACCUGGUAUAUUUUGCGUCGACCAGGCGUGUGUGGCGUGCCUGUCGGCAGCUGUUACCCACUGCGGUUGAUGGACUUCUGCCCAAGUAUUCACACAUAAAACAUUUCGAUCAGCACCUAGAGACCUGGAAUAUACUGAUCUUCUCCAAGUCCGCAGUUAAUUUCUGAGGAAAUUAAAAAGCAACAGCCUAGUCAGUCACCGUGCCUGGCAACUCCUUCGACAAUCAGACCCUUCUUUAGGCUAGGCUUACGUGGAUAAUAAGUAGAGAAUGUGUUAGACGGUGCACAAGUCUACUACCACUGCAAACCAAUUCAUGUGCAAAUCACCGUUCCUGUGCCCACAUAUUAUUGGGCCAGGUCGUGUUUGCCAUGCGCCAAUUGGCUGUAUAGCCCUAUCAUUCACCUAAUCUCAAUUGCGCAUAAUAUGGUUGACCCAAUCGGAUAGCGUAGUGGCGGUUGAGAGAGAGAAUAAGAAACGACUUUUACUUUGGAGACUCUGUCUUAACGGCAUAUGAGAAAAUUUUCUCACCAUUGGGUAUCUGACAAGCUUUAAAACCAUUAAAAUGCACGAAAAAUCGCAGUUUCUAAGGCUGUUAACUAAUGAGAUAACUCGGUUUCUUCAGGGUGGAGAGUCAGACGGCAAGGAUUCCUUCUCAAUAUGUUGCAUAUGGCACCUGCACUCAUAUUGAAUCUGAGCCCACCACCUCUUGUUCCUGUGAAAACCUGGCCCAUCUUACAAGGGCCAGUCGUAAAUGGAGUGCGUAGACGGACUGCUUAACUUUGUCAGCAACUGCGAAUCAUACUGUCGUUGGUCAUCAUCAUUUCGACCUGUCACCCGGUCCAGAAAUGAAGGGAACACGAGAGUGAGGUAGAUGCUAGUCUGUUAUCGGUGCUAGCUAACUCAUGCGCAAGUCCCCGUCCGUGCGCCCACCAUGCUGUGAGGCACGCGAAGAUAUCAGCAGUAUAAACUUCAGUCGGACGACUGUGCUCCAGAAAAUUAUAAUCCGUUGUCUUUGAAACAAGUACACGACACUAAAAAUGCAUGGUCUCCAUAUUCAGUUUACAUAAUUUACCUCCUAAAUAUUCAUUUCUUGUGCCAGACUCACAACAGACUAACAGAGCCCAAGAGCUGCUGAAAUAUGUAUACUGGCCUACAUGCAGGGCAUUCCCGAAGCGAUCGCCUGACAGCUAGACUGGUUUGCCUUUCCCAUUGUCCACACGCCGGCGUCCAUCCUGCGCGCAACACUACCCAGAGUAAAAGAGUCUAAACCCAAAGAGCAGCAAAUAAAUAUCAUUUACAACAAUCCCCUUGCCAACUGCUCUUGCACAUGGCCUCGGACGCGCAUAAACGAACACAAACCCGCCAUCCGACGACCUGGCCUCUUAUCAUUCGUCCUUGAGUGACCAUCGCUUAAUUUGGGAAGGAACCGAAGUUAUUGUCCUAUCUAGCACCAAACAGGCGCGAGAAUUCCUUGAAGCCUGGCACUCUAGCUUGACCACCACCAAUCCCCAUGUCAAGCUGGAUGCUCAUUACGAAGCUCUGUGUGCCCGGCUCACUGACUUGCGCCCACGGUCUAACGAAAACCGCUUAUCCAUGCUGGACCGUGCAGAAUGUAACUGUUUCGUCACUCCAUCCCCCAGACCUGGCGAACCACGACUACAGUUCUUGGCACCCUUAAAUUUGGCGCACUGACCUCUGCUACAUGUCGGAUCGACGACCACUAAUUUCAUCGCCUGCAGUCCCAGCGAGUCGCAUCCCUCUUACCAUCCGUCAAAGGGAGCUGAAACAGUUCUUGAUCCCUUCCCCGCUCCAAAUCCUAACGUAAGUAUGUGUCCAACCCUCUCACGCACUAACUGUUUGUCUGCCAGCGGCUGUCCUGUUGCGCCAACCAGUUUAGUCUGACCAUUUCACUUUCUCUUCUGUUUAUUUCGUCUGGCGGAGAUUAGUGUCACCAGCCCGACAAUUCACGACUACAUCUUGGUUUUUUCCAACGAACCUUACCCUUUAUACGCUAUUCAGUUUAUCGGCAUACUAAGGUUGGUUGGGAGCGGCCAUAAAGCAAAGGUCACAUCACUGAGUUACGAGCGGUUAUGAGUGGUUUAUUCCGUCAUCAUCAAAGGACUUUUAGUCGAACCUCAGGUGCAAUUUUAAGUUGUAGUAUGGUGAGUUAAUCAGGGAAAUUAAGUUAGAGAUGACCGCCCAAUGGCUCCUUACCCCAUCUGUGGACGUUAUUGAUUAUAGCUUGUUCGUUUCUAUCCGACCACCUGUUAAGGCUAGUAAACCGAAGGCCAGAACAACACCGUAAUACGCCUUUUAUCUUCUAUCUCGAAUAAAUCUAUUAAUCGUACUAUUACGAAGUUGUUUUACUCGUUUGGAAUAGUUGCGAACUAUACGAACGUUUUUUCCUAACUCCACACAUGGUUUAGUGUAUGGCGCAAGACUGUCGCAAAUGGUUCCACAAUGAGUUAACUGGGAUCGAGGCGGAAAAGCUUCUUAUAGCAAAGGGAGUUCCUGGUAGCUUUCUAGUCCGCCAAAGUCACAGCAAUCCUGGAAACUUUACAUUGUCUGUCAGGCGACAGGAUUCUUUUGCCCACAUACGCAUUCAAAACACAGGGGACUUCCUAAGCAUCUAUGGCGGGGAAAAAUUUGCGACUUUGACCGAACUGGUUAACUACUAUCGGGAGAACCGUGGUCAACUGACGGAAAAAAAUGGGACAACCAUUGAUUUGCUGUACCCAUUGUUUGUGGACGAUAUAAUUUGUGAAAGGUUGGUUUUAGUAAGUGCGUAAAUGCACGCCUCAUUUACUGGACAUAAAUACGACCAAAAUUGCAACCGGUCAUGCGAAUCCUUUCAUUUAAGGUGCAAGUUUUGCAAAUGCUAAUAGAUGUCCAAAAGUUGACCUCCAUUUAUUUUUUAUCUUCGGUCUCUUUGAUACUUUUGGUAAACCAUGGGGUAAACGUUUCUAUUUGUAAGGCUGCCCACAGCUUGAUGUCGUACGAAUUUUUGUUCUCCCUCCUAUACUCCCUUUUCACUCUUGGGCCAGCCCGAGUUCCCUGAGCAAGUGGACGUCUACUGUUUACAGCUGUGGUCGUGCCUGAUCAAGCCGACCUCGAUGAUAUCGCGAAUUAUACCUCCACGCAUGGCGAUCCACGGGAGUGGACCCAGAGGACUCGACCCUCUUUCCUCCAUGGAUGUAAAACAAAUACAGUAGUUUAAAGAACCACUUCCAUAUCCUGGUGGACGGUAUCGAGCCAGUUUUAUGUAGACCUCUUCUUCGAAGCUCACGGAUGGGCAGCGACGCCGUAUCGAGAACAGCAACACUAAGCUCAUGAGGCGGACGGUGAAGAACGUUUCCUGCCUAUCUGAAUCCUUAGAUGACCUCAGCUAUCCUCGCAAUGUUGUCGCAGCGAUGCAUACGGGGUCGGUGUACUUCACUCAAUGACAGUCCUUGGACAGCAGUGGUCAAAAACCUCCAGUUCUAGCCUAUCCUUCACACGCACAGCACAGCAUUGAAAACCUAUAAGGCGACCAACCUCACGGAUGCCUGGUACACACGUAUCUUUAUGGCGAUGAAGAUGUCGCGUCGGGUCCACAAACGCGUUUUAAGGAUUAUGAAAACCCGCCCAUCAGCAUCGGUUCGGGAGGCGAUGUCGUCCGUGCUCUGUCCAUUCGACAGCAGACUCGUCUCGGUGCGUUUUAAACGAUCUACUUCCUUUAGUUAACAGCUAUUAGUCUCAAGUGGCGCCUCUCGACCAGGAGUGCACCUUGAAAACACUGGUCUACCCGGCAUUUAUGGGUAAGUCCACCGAUUUAGCGACGUCAUUCAUCCAGGAAACAAUAGGUUGCAGGUAACUAAGGCCUAGGAUUAUCGGGAUGCUAUCAUCGGCGUAGUGGAGAUCAGGCAGCCUGCGCUUGAGUGCAAACUCAACACCGCCAAAACCUUGUAGGGUCUGUCGGAGAAUCCAGUCCGUGUCCUAGUUAAACAGAAUACGUGGCAGAACACAACCUUGUCGAGCGCCAGCUCGAAUGUCGGCCGGUCGAGAGAAAUUGUUAUGGACCAGAAUCCGCGCAGUAGUGGAGCGAUUGUAGGCCCUCAUCGGCGCUGAGUUUUGCCGGCACGCAGUUUAAGCCCAUCGCCCACCAAAAGGACUCACAAUAUGCGCAAUAGGCAGCUGUGGCGAAAGCGGCAAAGUAGAUGACCGUCGGUUGCACGAAGCCAUAGUAGAAUUGAAGGAUGCGCCUUAGCGUACAAAUCUGGCCCUUGCCUCCACACUCAUUUCAGAACACGGUUUAAUAGGGUCUCGUUCCCGAGUCACGCACAUUGAAGUCGCAUGAGAAUGACAACAAGGGUGACCUCCGAAGCUUAAGCUGUGGUAGUUAUCGCGCUUUGUCUUAUUUCCAUUUACGAAUGGAGGCUGACGGAUGCUAAGGCUUCAGCCAUCAGGAGCCAACUCACCUCCCCACACUUGCCCAAUCACCUCAUGGAUUCAGGGCGCCAGUGUCGACAUAGAGCUAGUUGAUUUCAGCUGGAAUACUGUCUUCCCCGGGCGCCUUUUUAUUGUACAGCCACCUCAUUACACUGGUGAUUCCUCGUCGGGAGGCGGGUCACACGACACUGAAAAGGGUGGAGAGGGAUAAAACUCCACCGCAGAGGAGGGCGAGGGCGUGAUGAUUUGGUCAUCAGCGUUAAGAAGGUGCUUUAAGUGCGUAUACGAGCGCCAGAUCUUGGCAGAGUUGUCAGCAGAAAUGCUGCCAUCCACAUAGCGAACAGUCCCUCGAUGCAGAGGACCUAGCACUCAGUUGACGAAUGGGCAGGUGAGUUUAGUGCCACCGACGUUUGAGGUCCGUUUCAUGAAAGUCGUAAGUUCGAUCGCGUAGCUUAGCUGUCUUCUCUUUUUACUGACUUUGCCAUCCUUUUCCAGAGCUGUUGGCGGGUCAUGCGUCGAACCGUCUGGCGGAGCUGGAAACACAUGUUGAUGAUAAGUAGCCGGUCGCGAUUGCCAAAAUUUAGCAUGCCUUCACCCAUGUUGCACCAAGAACGAAGCCCAAAGCGACCAAUAAGGUGACCGUUUGAAGAGUGGCGGGCUGCAAUCCGACCUUUGCAGUUUCCGCCAAAUAUUGCCAGAAUAUGGUGAAGGGGUCUUUCAACUAACUUUUGCAACCUGGUAUAGGUUACUGUAUUUCUCUGUUGAUGCGUACAUAAAGACAGUAGUGGUGCUAGUAAAGUGAUUCGUCAGUCGCGCAUAAGGCAGCUGUUCAUUGACUAGUUAGAACUCAAGUAGCAAACUGUUUGCUUGCUUCGAGAGGGUGAUCGUCACAGUGUCUAUCAGAAGAUUCGGGUGGUUGGUUGCGGUAUGGGGUGAAGUGGGAGUCGACUCCCUCCUGGAUCUUGAAUUUCUGAGCGCCUGGGUCGACCAUUUGGACUUCAGACAGGCAGCAGACAUCCGUUCUGUACUGAUAAAAAUUUUGCAACGCCAGACUUUGGGUACUCGGGUCCAGGAAAGUUUGCACGUUCCAGCACCCAACACCGAGAGUCCGUUUUCGAUUGAGUGGCCCAUCUCGCUUAUUAUUCUCUCGUAUUAUUAGACCAGGGUUGCGGUGUGUGUCAGUUCCCGCAGACGCGCGUACGGAUCCCAGCAGCCGCUCCCAUUGUUCGAGGUUUUCUCUGCCGCUUUGGCUCAAGAAUCUCACCACAAAGCAGUGGUAGCAACCAAAUUUAUUUAAUGGAGGUUUACACCUGCCAUAUCACAGUGUCGUCAUCGGACUUUGUGGCAUUUUAUUGGGCAGUUGCUUGCCGGACCUCAGCGCUCCGCAUCCUGGUAUCACCGUUUCUACUGAUCCGCGACUGUUUGUUUUCCAGACUUAAGGGCCUGCUUAUGUGCAGUUAACUCGUGCUGGAGGCCGUUCCACUAUUCGCUACCUAUAGACGAGCCGGGUAAAAAACAGCUGGGUAAAUCGUCUUACCGGUUCCAUUGGGUGCGGCAAUCUUCGCCUUCUUUAGAGCAAUGCAUGACUCCACUGCUAAAGGUGGAUACGUGGAAUUCUUCCUGGUUACAAGUAGAGCAUUUUAGACGAAAGACUGACAGACAAAUUUAGAAAAUCGGAAAUAUAACAACUGGAUUGUUAGAUUCAAAUCCUGCUCCCGCAGUCCUGCCGUUAAUACAUCAUUUUUUGACAAUUAAUUGCCAUAAAGGUUGUAGUUCCUAAGAUAAUUCCCAUGUUUUCUGCCCGCGUUCAAACUGCUUAUUUUUAAAGACCAUUUGUUCUCUUCUUGAAUUUCUUGACUUAGCUCUUCUAUUCUAAAGCAGACGUUUUUUUUCGUGAGGUCCGUAAGUCCACACAUCUGUCCGCAAGACGAGUUCAUUCACCAACCACUAUUACCCACAUAUAGGCCCAGCGGCGGCGGCGGCUAUUUGAAGGACCCUUGAGCUCGUGGUAGCUAAAACAAGGCAGCUGUUCCGGGAAAGAAAAUAUUUUGGACUAUUCUAUCAAGGCCACAUAACUGAUUUUUAUCAAGUGCUUUUGUACUUGCCUACAAAAUCAUUUUUGAGGUUCAAAAUCUCCAUUUACUUGGUGCAAAUCCCAUCCUAUAUUGUGUUGCUAGGAAAAAGUUGUAAAAAUGGUAAGCUUCAAGCUGAACGUCUUAGUGCUACUUCAUGUCUAUAUAUAACGUCGGGACUAUUUACCCCCUAAUAACGAGCUCGAUUUGUGACUUGUAGCCCUGACUAUAUAGACCUUGGGGCUGCGUUUUACAUGCACAGAAGUAACUGUCAUCUUAUUUGUUUACCCCUUCCUCUUUGUACUCAGUUUGCCGUUAUAUCAUCUAAUGUCAUAAAGUUAUUUGUCCCUCGAACGCUGAUUCCGUGGCAAUUCUUUUUUAAACGGUUUUUAAAUAACCUGUUCCCCCCCAUUCAAAAAUGGAUACACUUUCAGCUCUCGGUGGUUUCAUGGUCACUUGACGGCAAAGGAAGCUCAAAACUUGUUGCUUGAGAAGGGCAAGAACGGGAGUUUUCUUGUUCGGGAAUCUGUGCGUCAACCCGGUUCCUACGUCUUAUCCGUUGUCACUGGCGAUUGUGUUUCACACAUUCUCAUAUGCCGCAAGCCCAAUGCCAAGUUUGACAUUGGUGGUGGACCGGAGUUCUCUUCACUGGGUCAACUCAUUGACUACUAUAGCCAGUCACCCAUGAUGGACAAAAGUGGCGGACUGGUCUGUCUCAAGCAGGUUCGUUUGGUCUUUACCCCCCAGUCCGGUCACCAGGGCAGGAUCUGCAUCCUUUUUCUUAUUCUUUUUUCCAGUCUCCUUCCACCUCCAUCAUAUUCCGACACAAGCUUUCUCUCAUUUAGUCCAUUUUAAACCUAUUUUCAUUCUCAUUGUCUUCAUAUUCCAUCACCACGUUUCACAGCCAUUCAAUGCUACGCGCCUUAACGUUUCUGCUCUGGAUAAGCGCAUUGCGCAGUUGGAGAAGCAGAAGAGUCGAGGCCAGUAUCUGUCGGGCUUUCUGGAGGAGUUUGAAGAACUUCAUCAGGACACGCAUGAAGUACGUUGACCCUGUCUCUUCCCCCUCCUCUUCUCCACUCUAGCCACCUUUCCCGCAACAUAAAUACUUAUCUACACAUAAAGGCACCAAGGACGGAGGGAAGUCGACCCUAUAACCAGUCCCGUAACCGCUACAAGAACAUUCUUCCCUUCGACUCCACUCGGGUCGUCCUGCGCGACGGAAAUCCUGCCGAUCCUGGCUCCGACUAUAUCAAUGCAAACUACAUUCUGCCACCGGCACGUCCCUUUCCUGCCUUUUAUUUCGGUCUUGGCAAUGCGCCAUGACUCGAUUGAUGAGCUUUGCUCAAUCUUAUUUCCUUUGAUCCCCACUGAACCUUUACACUUGCUGUGCAUGCCGCGUAUACCCACUAAUUUCCUUUACGUAGUUUGCCACAGAAGUAUUUUAUUUUAAGCGUUUCUGUGCUACUUGUUGUAACUGUACUUUUCACUUCUGAGGACACUCGUUCAACCGUAGUUUGCUUUGAGCCCGACGCUGUGCCACCGCAUCUUUUGUCACUCCCGCCUGCCGUGGGAUGUGGUAGGGAUUGUCUAUAUGGUCCCACCGGAACACGGGAACAGUAACGACCCCCCUAGGAAGGGUGCCUAUUCCCAUGUCUUAACACUAAAACUAGCUCUAAACCUAAUCCCAGCAUUAAUUUCUCGGGAAUUUACCUCAAAGACACCUGUAUUACAGAGGGUUCCUUUUCCCAUGUCCUGCCGGGAGAGUGGAGGGACAUAAACGAUCCCUACCUUGGAUUUUGAAAGUUUGGUUAAUUUAGGUUUGCAAAGUAGGCUUCUGGGAGCGAAGCCUCGUUUUUCUGCAAACAUAGACCCAGCCACACCUUACUAACGACGUAGGUGCGAAAUAUCUUAAGUCUUACGCAUGUCCUUAUUUGACAAUUGGACUUUCUAUACAAGACAACUUCGGGUAAUUGGUAUUCACGAAACGAGCUGACCACAGGACACGCAUGAAGUACGUUGGCUCUGUCGUCUGUAUCACACCUUAUUAGAACUUGUGCUGACAAAUUUUCAAGGCUUACAUUUGUUCUACUGAAGUGGUGCACUGAUUGCAGUGGUGGAUGGGGAAUAUAUGUAAGUGGCAAAUAAAUUGUUUUUGGCUGUCCGCCGCCAGUGACAACCAAUGAUGGAAUUUGAUGCUGUUUACAAACGGAGGCGAAUAUUUGAGUAAUGGGGAAAGGACUAAUCAGGAAUUGGGACCAUUUGUUAAUUUUUCCAAAUUUUCGAACGCAUACAGAAGUCCACUCUCAGGGUUGAAAGCAGCAACAGAACAGGUGAUAGUUAUAUGAGUUUUUACCCGGCCAGCGACUAGUACCGUAGGCUCGGAGGUGGUUGCUCCAGACAAGUACGUCGAUUGACCGACUUCUCAUCAUGGGUGCAGGCUUCAAUCAGCUUCAUGUUUGACCAGUUAUCUCGGCGACUGUUUCUAGGUUUUCGCUGGCACUUGCCUGAUAUGGCCGUCGUUAUGACUGAUAUAACGGGCGUCAGUAAUGUUCCGCAUAGUCUUCAGCGAGACGGUUGGCGGUGUCGGAUCUGAUUAGAGUGAUCAACUCUUUUCAACGUCGAGGACCAGAGGCCGCUGGUCUGAGAAAUAUCUUAAACCGUAGAGUUGUGUUAGUGCAGGUUCUGUGCUGACCUCAGUCGCCCCCAUUGUGGCGGACAUUCUUGAUUUUCAGCAGGCGCGAUUAACCCAUCUCACUAUUAGAUAAUAAUCUCAGUCAAUCAGGUCUGUUUGGCCCACACGGGUAGUCAGUUAAUCAUUUUACGAGCGGCAAUAUCAUAUAGCUUCUGAAAAGUUAUUCAGCAAUCACGACCAGUUGCCCUAUUGGCAAAUCGCGUAGGAAUAUCUGCCCGCUUACGAUCGAUCCGAUGUGCUCCUGGGCCAGUGAGUGGGUAGUCCGACUACUUUUCUGAGUGCAAACGAAAUAUUAUACGAUCUGUGCUGCCCACUCAGUCCAGGAGUCUGAAAUCGUUGCGGGUUCACUUCUGACAGAUGCGGCGAGAGAAUGAGUAGAAAACCAGCGAAUUAGGAAAUAACAAAUUUGUCAACAGCCUUCGAAUAAAAUGUAGUUUUUGGAGAACAUUUCCGUUCCUUACAUUUCUCCGUUACACAGAAAACAAGAAAGUUAUGCCAGUUUCUGUGCGUUUGCUAACGAAAAUGGUAAAAGUCAAUGAAGAAGCAACGUCAAAGAACGGGAAGAAACAAAAUCUGACCCUGAAUUUUCAUAACAGAGUUUUUGUGCCGUACUGAAAGAAGUGGGAAAUACCAUACACAGCACGUUGCCAUGCUCAUAGGGAACAAGCAAAAACGUAUGCCAGCAACACAAAGUAGUAGCUGUUUAAGCUGGGUCAUCACUUUCACUCCGAUCCGUCUCCUUGUCACGGCCGUUAUGUUGAGAUCCUUACAUCUCGAUGCCUAUACCACGGGGACUUAAGAUGUACUAUAAGAUGAUCGACCAACAAUUUCAUCACCGAUCACUUGCCGGGACCUGAUAUCUGUACCUGACUCAGUCGCCUUAAUGCCCUCAUCCACGACGGGCUUUCCUUUUAAGCGCCAAUCUGCACGCAAUCUGGGGCUGCGGGUUCACCAGUAGAGGAGCACCACCGUUCCACAAUGUUCUUGAUUUUUAUCCACAUUAAUUCACCUAUUUGUUCUUAGGUCUUUUUACCUUUACCCUCUUGCAGGCAUUUCUGACGGAGGCCGCGACUGAAGCUAAACACUGCACUCUUGCCUCUGAUCACAACACAGAGCGCUCUCCCUCACCUCGUGCGCCGCCGCUACCACCCCCCUGUCCCCCCUACAUUGCAACUCAGGGUGUCCUACCAGAGACCUGCUGCGACUUUUGGCGAAUGGUAUGGCAGGAACGGUCCUCCAUCAUCGUCAUGCUCACCAAGGAGACGGAGUGUGGUCGAGUUAGUCUCAAUUCUCACUCUAUCCUUGUAGUCGCUAUCAUCGUUCUAAUAGUCAGCCGUGAGCCCGACUUCGGAGUCCUGCGACUUUUGCUACCAUAAGCAGGCAGUUUCCGUGCAAUGCGCCGCUAGCCAAGAAGGGAACGGUGAAUCAUGGCAGUAUGCAGGAAACCAACCGUCCUACAUGUGCUUGUGACUCCUGUUAGCUUAUCGAUCAAAGUACAUUGCUAUGCUGCAGAAGCUGACUAGAUGUUUCAAUGCACGUAAAGAAGAUGGACUGACAGGAGAUGAUCUUUCACCUGUGCAGUACUGUCAGCACGUUGUCAUUCCAUGGGAGCCUUUGUGACACCACUAAUUAUUUUUGCAAUACGGCUUAACGACUUUACAGUAGAAAUUUUUGUGCGGAAGAAUUUCACCGAGAUAUAAAACUGCAAUUUCACCUUGAAAACCUCAUGAGACAAGUCGCUCAAUCAGACCGGAUAGUCGGCAGCAGAGGAAGCUUUAUCCGAGGAAACCCCAGUAAAUAACACAUUGGUAGAGGGACUCGCCGAUUGUUUUUAUAGAAGUCAUUCGUCCUCCUUUUGUGCGUUAGAGCAGUGGUCAGACUUUGGACUUCUAACCAACCGGUCGCGGGAUCGAGCCCCAGGUGUUCUACACUUCGUGGCUGGGUAUGAUUGGCCGACGAUGGCUAAUGAGCCAAAAAUGGCCAUUUUAGUCUUUUUUGUCUUUGUCGGUAAUGCUAUUCUGCCUGUGUCGUGCGCCGCUGUGCGGCUGCUGGUUGGGCUCGAGAGGGAGCCCUAAGGCAAUGCGGCGAGUGAGUUCCGUAAAAACGACCGGUGAGCGCCUCUCUACCGUUGUAUAUUCCCAAUCGCAACCGACAGGACAAUGAGCCCAUGGUUCGGUGGUUAGAGGCGUUGAACUUCCAACCAACAGGUUACGGGAUCGAGCCCUAGGUUUUCCACACUUCGGAGUUGGGUAUGGCUGACUGACGACGGCUAGUGAACCAGAACUGGCCAUUCCAAUCUCCCUUAUUUUUGUCGGUAAUGCUAUUCUGCAAAUAUCACAUUUUCUUGUAAGACGUACCUGGCACUGGCGUCCAGGAAUAUCGAAUGUUUACUCGCGUAGACUGCAAGACUUCGGUCUUCUGUGUGCAAACUAAAACAAUUCUAAACUCAUCACACCCAACUGCCUCUUAUAAUUUUAGAAUCGAUGCUUUCGCUACUGGCCUACCGCGACAGAGAGCACCCUGACGCUGCCUACCUAUAAUGGAACUCUCCAUGUAUCUCACAUCUCCGAGCAAAAUAUGAAAACUUGCCUCGUGCGAGAGUUUAAUCUUUGCCUAGUGGAUAGGACCACCGGAGAAUCUUCGAUGGAGCCUCUUACCGUUCACCACUUCCAGUUCCUCGCCUGGCCUGAACAUGGCACUCCAGCGGAUCCCUCGUGCUUUCUCAAUUUCAUGUGUCACAUCUCGACCCAACAGGUUAAUGCCACACUCUGAAUAGAGGCAUUUUGGUGCUGUUAAAGAUUGCCUUUAAUUGAAAUUUGCCCUUUGUGAGUCGAUUUCUGCAUUCGCUUGUUGCUGGAAUUUCAUGUUGUUGCUAAUUUUUUAGAUUUUUGCGUAAAAAUAGGGAGUUCAAAUGCGUAAGUCUAUUUCCCCCAAAUACACUAAAUACUAAAGAAGAAGAGGCGUUCAUCAAGAGGGGUUUAUUGGAGGUCCGGCGUUUCGAGUAGUUGAUUCGUCUACCCCUCUCCAGAGACUGGAAAGUCCUGCGCACAGCUCCCCUUAUAUGGCGCACUUUGUUCAAUGCAUGACCCGCCAAUUCCGCCUGUGUGGCUGCAUCCGACCUGCAUGUCACCGUGACCUGAAUCGCCCCCGUCGGCCGCGGAGAUGACUGACGACCCCAAUUGUCCCGCGCUGUGCCUGUCCCCUGUUAAGAAGGUUCGUGAAGUCAGAUAGGGGGAGGCAAAAUGAUGUGGCGGUUGACAGAGCAGUCGGUGGACAUCCAGGCUUCUUGCACUUGCCUUGCUGUAUGACAUGCGGGUUGGAUACAGCCAAACAGGCGGCAUUGGCGGGUCACGCAGUGCACAAAGUGCGCCAUAUAAGGGGAGCUGUGCGCAGGACUUUCCAGUCUCUGGAGAGGGGUAGACGAAUCAACUACUCGAAACGUCGGACCUCUAAUAAACCCCUCCCGGUGAACGCCUCUUCUUUUGAUAUGCCACCUGGGAAUCACAUUUUCACUACUAUUGACACUGUAUACUGAAUUUUAAAUAGUGCGUUUGCUUAAAUCUAGUCUUUCUAUCUCCAUUUUACAGGAUGGACUGACCUCUUCGGGGCCGAUGAUUGUUCACUGCAGCUCAGGUAUCGGGAGGACGGGAACAUUUAUUGUGAUCGACAUGCUGAUCAAGUGUAUAAAAUCCUCUGGCCUGCAUACGGACAUUGACAUUGCACGCACUGUACAGGCGGUGCGUGAGCAAAGAUCUGGCAUGGUGCAAACUGUGGCCCAGUAUUGUUUCAUCUAUAAAGCUGUGCAAGAGUUUGUGUCUCGUCUCCUCCUCAGAGUGAAACUGCGGAAUGUACGUCCUCAUCUCAUUCUCUUCCACUGGUUCUUGUUUCUUCCCUUGGCUUUUGAUACGGGGGAUCCUAGCAGUUAACCUUCCCUUGCUGAGUUCUGUCCCUGUAGGCUUUAAACAUGACCUGAAAAGUUACAGAUUUUUGAGUUUCUUCAACCCAACCGUGGUCUUCGAUAUUUAACUCAGACACUUAUUACUUAAGAACGGAGGAAGUAAACCCAACAUCGUCGUUCCUGAUUCUUAACACUGUUAAACAUGUCGCCCGCUCUGAGUCUCCAUUCAUGACAUCCGGGCUGUUGUUUCGUUACCGAUUCUAGUGCUUCUAGGGAUUGUGCUUUGCAGACAGAAGAAUUUGUCUACAGCAAUGGAGCAGUUGUCCUUAACAGUGUGUAAAAGUUCCGUAUAUUGUGUGGUGGUUACCCGUUACAGCAUAAUGACCUUUACCACCGUGCUUUUGGUUAAUUCGAAGUUGGCUCAUCUUGGGAGCGAAGAAGUCUAAAUUCUAUUGAAUACACUCUUUUGUUGCAGUGUUUAAUGCGCUAUCCUCGGUAACUAGAUGAUUUAUCCUGUCGUUCUGGACCCUAAUCAAGCCACAGAUACGACGGGUGUCGGAUAGGUUUCCGUCGGCCCAAAUUCUGAUGUCAGCAUCUGGUUGCGCCUCAUGACGAAUCUUUACCGAAUGGGUAGAGAAUGAGGUUGAAAAGGGUCGGGCUAGUUCGCAGCCAUAUUCAAUCCAAUUCGUCACGCCGAAGGCUUACGAAUUUACUCUGUUGUCCAUGGCGCUCGCUGUUCUACCAUGAGGAAUAUAUUUGCUUGAUCCAAAAUAUGGAUGUUUCAGGACAUCCGAAUUUAAUUGUUCCUAGGUUUCGUCCCGGUUUGCGGUGUCGGACGCUUUGGUGAGAUGGACGAACUUCGCGUGAGGGCUAAUUCUCAUCGCCUGAUGUUCUUCUAUAGCCAUCACUCGACAAGGAUCGUUCCAAUUUUACCCUGAUGUUUAUGGGAUCCACGUUGGUUUGCUGGAGGAGUUCAUGCUUUUGGUGUAUGAUCAACUGACUUAAGAGAACGCGAACGGAGUUUUUGCCAUCGGCGCUAAUAAGAGACAUGCCGUGGUUGUUAUCGCAGAUUUACCGGUUUCCAUUUCACUUCUAGAAGUGUGACUAGUGGUGUUCUGGAAACCUGGAUUCCUCCCUUCCGCCACAUUGCCCAGAAUAGUAGAGUCCAAAAGCUUCAGUCCGCCUAAUUUGUUGACCUAGAGCUUUUUAUUGGGCAUCUUUUGGACUACCCUGAUCUUAUCUCUUGUAGUGAGGGCGGAUGAGCAGGACCAGAAUUUACUUCUGUUUACGAUGAUCCGUUAAUGACAUCCUUACAAAUUGAGGAUGAACUAUUAGGGACGCACCUUAUGUGCUUGCCCCGGAGUCAUGAUUCGCGAGUUCUCAGUCUGCGGAGUUACUUUUUUUCAGAUUUGGGCAAUAGCGGCGUCUGGUGGACUUGGGGGCGGUAGACUGCCUUGGCGGCCUCAAAGUUGUUCGCCAGUUAUCCACGGUCAACGCAUCUUUGGAUUUUUUUUCUACAUUACGAGUCAGUCUGCGUUUUACAUCAUUGACAGCUUCUGCAUCAGCAUCUGGAGAGCUCGACUUUGUUUCCAGCGCUGUUUUUCGCGUAGGCCCCUUAGUGUUGGUCCUUCAUUCACUGAGUCUCUACGUCGUCGUGACGCCGGUUCUAAUGUUAUCAGUGCACGGGUCGGAAGGAUUCCAUGACAGUGGUGUCAAUAACUUCCUUCAGUCUCUUCCAUUUCCUCUUAACAUAUUCGUCCUCGACGAAUUCCGUUAGCAGAUGUCUUGCUGGUAGGAUCCCGUCAAUUUCCAACUCGAAUUAGUACUACGGUGUUCAGUUACCCAGAGGCUGUCUUGCCCUUAGAUCCGUCGCGCUUAGAUGUGAGGUCACGUCUUUGGGUACCUUGGAUGGUUGUCAGUCCAUUAUCCGUCACACUACAUCGUCUCCGUUCCCAGGACUGAGCUGGCUUCCCGACAGGUAGAUAUCUGAGUAGUUGCCAGUGACGCGAGCGAGAUUUCAUCCAUAUUGUCUCCUUGUGGUUUGUGCUUAGGAGUUUGUGUCCCAAACAGGUAUUCAUCAGAAGGAUUCCUUUUGUUUUGACAGCCAAGUACCCCUUCCCAGGUGAUGUGAUCCGUGCGCGUCCGCGCACUGACGUCACCGAGAAUUAUCGGUUUGGCUGUCUUUGACACAUACACAUAGAGGAAGUGGGGACCUUUGCAGACUUUUCCUCCACUUCAUCUGGGCUUGUUACUGUCGGAGCAUAGAUGCUGAUUGGCUUGUCGAACUCGUUACUAUAAAACAGAAGCCUCGUUGUGACGUCUUUAUCGGCAAUUCCACGCAGGAAGAAGGACAGUUUCCUGAGAUGUCGUUUUCGAUGGUGAAUACCACUUCAGCGUCUCGUUAAAACGACCACUGGGUGUGACCUGCCCGAGAAGCAAUCGUCACUGAAGGCAACUGUGUCCACUUGUAUUAAGCCAGUUUUCUAGAAGCCAUUGGGCCGGCAUUCCUUCAGACUAAUUAGAAGAACGGACUCCCAAGUAACAAAAUUACCUUGGUUUCAGGGGAUUGGGUGGGGCAUAAUUUGAAUUCGUCGUGGUCCGAUCGUUAAUUUACGCCCAACAGCCUUGGUAAGCUGUGAAGGCAAUGUGAAACAGCAUCUUGGGUCAGCCGUCUACCUCUAUACGUUGCAAAGGGUUAAGCGACUGCUUAGGUAUUUCAGCCACCCGUCGCAUUCUACCAUGACUUACAACCAAGUUAAGCUCGACCAACUGCAUGGGAGUUCGAUAGUUGAGGACGGUGGGUUGCGGUGUUGGGGAUGCCCUAGUGCCGGCGGUGGCAUGCGCCCGAAUUGUUUCUGACGACUUGUGCAGCACUGCCCUCUCGCUUCCCCUAUCCCGUCGCAAUUCAUCGCCAAGACUACGUCAAAACAACUGGCAACGCGUCUGGGCAUAACGGAUGUCAUGGCGGAGGCUGCGUCUGCACGUGCAACAACACCACUUUCAUGCCGCGCACUACUUCCAUAGUUUUGCCCGCCACUCGAAUCGUUUAGUGGGGUGUGGCCGCUGCGCUAAGAGCAAAUGUGUAGGGCCACCAAUAAGAUGUGUGUCAGGGAGAUGGGUCACUUAGAAGUCACCUCUUGCCGCAAGGCACUCCAAAUCCAAUGUUGAAUUUUCGUACUCGGGUACCUCUUAAACUCUUCCAGCCUGGCAGUUCUUCUCCCAGUAUAUUUAAGUCAUAUUGGUAAGCUUUCGUUUGUUGGUAGCAUUUCUUGGCGAGAAUGCUGAAGUACAGUCGUCUCCUGUCCUACAAGGUCUUACCAACAAUGAUGAUAUUUCUCCCGUCCCCUCUUCCCCAGGCCCUACAGCCCUAUGGCGUGGAUUACACGAACCUCCGACCGACACCAAGUGACGGCUGUCUUUCCUGUACCGCACCGUCCUCUCUAUCUCUUCCCGGUUGGCCGUCCCCACCCUCUGGCUCUACAGCUGUCACCGGUGGAGCUGCCUUUGAAAAUCGCACCUGUCUCGGCGAGUCUGCCCCGCCGGGCACAGGUAUGGGACUGACCCACUACUACUGCCAUCAGAAUCACCAGUUCCCACCCGCACUGCCACCGCAUCGGUCCUUCAUGGCCACCGCUGCCGCUUCAUCCUCACCUCAGGGCGCUGGUGGUGGCCACCUAUCCUCAUCUACCUCCUCUGCCUCCUCCACCGUUGUAGUCGCCAAAAAGUUAUCCACAGCAUCUAGGUGA
This is a messenger RNA of Spirometra erinaceieuropaei, 18679 nucleotides long. NCBI's taxonomy places the organism in Eukaryota, Metazoa, Platyhelminthes, Cestoda, Diphyllobothriidea, Diphyllobothriidae. The record is from the annotation of a GenBank genome assembly.